UUUGGUGGCCUUGUCCUUGUUUUGAUCGGUGAGAUAGUCAUGCUUUCUCUUCCGGCCCACGAACAAAUCGCAGGAACCGCCGCCGGGGCAAUCGUAUUCCUAUUCAUGCAUAUUUUCUUCUACGCCAGCUUCAUCGAUGCCACAACCUGCAUUUACGUGUCCGAGAUCUUCCCCACUCGUCUCCGGGCAAUCGGCAGCGGCCUGUCCAUCAGCGGCCUCUUCCUCGCCAGUCUGGACCCUGAUUCUUCAUCCAAACUACGUCGUCGGCGUUCAAAGCCAUCCACUGGCGAUACUAAAUUGUAUUUACGGUGCUCACAUUCACCAUUGUCAUCCUGCUCUGGCUCUUCUCCCCCGAGACAAAAGGCCUCAGCUUUGAGGAGGUCGCGAAAAUCUUCGGCGACCCUGUC
Molecule: messenger RNA, 407 nt
Organism: Cladophialophora psammophila CBS 110553
Lineage: Eukaryota; Fungi; Ascomycota; Eurotiomycetes; Chaetothyriales; Herpotrichiellaceae
Exons: 1
Coding region: 137-376 (79 amino acids)
Source: RefSeq, a predicted model, not a curated record